AUGGCGCAAGGUGACAACAGUCCUGUCAAGAUCGUAUUGCUUGGUGAAAGUGGCGUGGGGAAGUCUUCACUGCUUCUCUCGUUCUCGUUGGGCACAUUUGAUGGCGACGUCCGCUCAACCAUAGGUAUUGAUUUCAGGACAAAGGAUGUGAGUGUGGUGGAUUCGAUGGGGAGGCAGAAGAAACUCAAACUGCACUUGUGGGACACAGCGGGUCAAGAGCGGUUCCGGACGCUCACCAGCUCCUACUACCGGGGAGCGCAUGCAGUGGUGUUGGUGUACGAUGUCAAUGAACCACAGACGUUCCAUGCACUGAGAAAGUGGAUCGAUGAAGCAGAUGCUUUCUGUCGUUUGGAUGGGGUGGAGGAGGCGGUGGUGUAUUUGCUCGUGGGAAAUAAGAUCGAUAAGUGUGAGGUGGGAGGUGGUGCUACGGGCAUGGCGGUUCCGAAGGAAGAUGCUCAGCAGUUGGCGCGGGAUCGGCAUAUGCUCCUCGCUUUUACGUCAGCAAAGACGCGUGUGGGGGUGGAGCAGGCCUUUGAUGAGGUGGCGCGAUCAGCGUACGAAAAAAUGAUGUCAAAAAGCGAAAGCCGCUACUCGGGUGUUAAUCUCAGUAAAACAAGUGACCCCACAAGCGGCGCGGUGUGCUGUUAG
This is a messenger RNA of Trypanosoma brucei brucei TREU927, 648 nucleotides long. Its product is annotated as small GTP-binding protein Rab18. Lineage: Eukaryota; Euglenozoa; Kinetoplastea; Trypanosomatida; Trypanosomatidae. The transcript has a single exon. The record is from RefSeq and is a predicted model, not a curated record. Gene Ontology annotation, molecular function: GTPase activity; GTP binding. Bases 1 to 648 code for a protein of 215 amino acids.